AUGGGUGUUCCCAAGUUCUUCCGAUGGCUCUCGGAGCGGUAUCCUGCCAUCUCCCAGCUCAUCGCCGAGAAUCGAAUCCCCGAGUUCGACAACCUCUACUUGGACAUGAAUGGCAUUAUUCAUAAUUGCACGCACAAGGACACGCAUGAUACCUCAUUCAGACUUAGCGAAGAGGAGAUGUUCAUACGCAUAUUCAACUACAUUGAACACCUGUUUGGCAAGAUCAAGCCCAAGAAGCUGUUCUUCAUGGCUAUCGACGGCGUGGCCCCGCGAGCCAAGAUGAACCAGCAGAGAGCCCGCCGCUUUCGGACUGCCUUGGACGCCGAACAAGCCCGUGAAAAGGCUAUUCGGGAGGGCCAGGAGCUGCCCAAGGAGGAACCCUUCGACAGCAAUUGCAUCACCCCUGGCACCGGGUUCAUGGCCAAACUCACUCAACAGCUGAAAUACUUCAUAAACAAGAAGAUUUCCGAGGACUCAGACUGGCAGGGCUGCGAAAUAGUCUUGUCCGGCCAUGAAGUCCCUGGCGAAGGAGAGCACAAGAUUAUGGAGUACAUAAGAAACGCCAAGGCCCAGCCCGACUACCACCAAAAUGUCCGACACUGUCUGUACGGUCUUGAUGCCGAUCUCAUCAUGUUGGGCCUUCUGAGCCACGAUCCCCAUUUCUCUCUGCUUCGUGAGGAAGUCACAUUUGGCCGCGCUUCGAAGUCGAAGUCCAAGGAGUUGGAGCAUCAGAAUUUCUAUCUGCUGCAUCUUUGCAUUGUCCGGGAGUACCUUGAGUUGGAGUUCCAGGACUUGAAAAAGCCGGGAUCUAUGAAGGUUCCUUUCAACAUGGAAAGGAUUAUAGACGAUUUCAUUCUCAUGGCAUUCUUCAUUGGUAAUGACUUUCUCCCCAACCUCCCCAACCUACACAUCAACGAAGGGGCGUUGGCGACCAUGUUCCGAAUCUACAAGGAGAUCCUUCCUCAAUGCGAUGGGUACAUCAACGAAGGGGGUGUUAUUAACUUCUCCCGCUUGAGUCUACUCCUUGAGGAGCUGUCCAAGGAAGAAUACCGGUACUUUGAGCAUGAACAUGCCGAUUCAAAAUGGCUCAAGGGCAAACAGCUCGCAGAGUCAAGCGGUGGCGAGCCGACGAAGACAAAGGGGAAGCUAGUUGUGACGAGCUCGCAGAAAGACCUCUGGAAGAAAAUCCGCACCUUCGUGGCCAAGCGUCCUCCCGAGCCCCUCAAUCUCGGCCAUGAUCUUGUCGCUGCAGAUCGCAAGUUCGUGCAGUCCGCUGCCGAAAGCCUCCACAUGGAAUGGCGUACCGUCGAAGAUGAUGAAGGCCGACGUGAUCUGCUACUGGCAUUCCCCGCCAAACCUGAUAACACCGGGGACGAUGAGGAUGACGAGGAAGAAGAAGGCCAUCUGGCAGUGCUUCGGGUUGUGAAGCGUUACGAUAACGCCCAGGUAGUAGACCUGUCCGCUGAAGAAGCUCAAGCUACCAUGCAAGUCAAGUACAAAGAGAAGUUUCUGGAGUGGAAGGACAACUACUAUGCCGGCAAAUUCGAAUGGGCCCCGGAGGUCAAGGAAUCCGAACUCAUCAAGCUUUGCGAGAACUACGUCCAGGGUCUGCAGUGGGUAUUGUACUACUACUAUCGGGGAGUAGCCUCGUGGCCAUGGUUCUAUGGCUACCAUUAUUCCCCCAUGACCUCCGACAUAACGAAAGGACUAAAGGCCGACCUUGACUUCAAGCUGGGUCAGCCCUUCAGACCGUUUGAGCAGCUCAUGGGGGUCUUACCGGAUCGAAGCAAGACGAUCGUCCCAUCCGUGUAUCACCCGCUGAUGACAGACCCUAACUCACCAAUCAUCGACUUUUACCCGAGAGAUUUUGAACUUGACAUGAACGGCAAAAAGAUGGAAUGGGAGGCUGUUGUCAAAAUCCCCUUCAUUGACGAGGAGCGUCUCCUAUCUGCAAUGGCGCCCAAAAACGAGCUCCUCAGCCCAGACGAGAAGGCUCGCAACGACUUUGGGGUUUCCCUGAAGUUCACAUAUGAUUCCAGUGUCAACUUCACGUACCCGUCAUCCAUGGUCGGGAUCUUCCCAGACAUUCCCAAUUGCCCAUGCGUCGAGAAUAUAUAUGACCUGCCCACGGCGGAUGGCCUAGAGCUAUACGUCGGUCUCCUCGGGGGCGCAAAGCUCGGCGUGGACGCUCUGGCAGGCUUUCCGAGUCUCGCGACUCUGCCGUACAACGCUAUGCUUGGCUUCCAUGGAGUCAACGUCUUUCAACAGGAAAGCCGUAACGAGAGCAUGGUUGUCACGCUAGCCGGAGUUGAGAUGCGCAGCAGAAUGGAAUCAGCAAAGGCUAAGCUGGGACAGCGAUGCCAUGUCGGGUAUCCCUUUUUGCAGGAGGCGCGGGUGUCACGCGUCUCGGAUGAGCUCUUCGACUACUCCCUCAGCCCAGAUGGAUCGGGCCAGGUGGUUGAAACACACCACUCGGGCCGGGACAUUGAGGAGUGGAACAAGAAGGCUUCUCGUAUUGAAAACUUCUACAGCAAACGACUGGGUAUCAUCAUUGGCUCAGUCGAGUCGAUGGUGCACGUCGAAAUGCUCAGGGGCCUUGUCAAGAUAGACUCGGGUGCCACGGUCAAGGAAUACGGAUUCAUUCCGGGCAUGGAAACCGACUACGCCGCUCAAGUCAUCGUCGACGAAGUGGUCAGCGAGGAUGAACGGUUCAUUGAGAGAGCCGCUCUACCUCUGGAGGAAGAGUUCCCUGUAGGAUCCCAUGCGUUCUUCCUCGGAGAUUUCGGCUACGGGCGCCCACUCGAGGUGCUGGCGCAUGCCGAUAACCGAGCCGAGAUCUUGUUAUCGGUUCCUGCUGUGAAGGAACCCGACUUUGCACGUCAAACCAUUGUUCGUGCUGAACAACAGAGCGGCUAUAGGCCAUCCUACGCGGUUGCCAAAAUGCUGGGUCUUCACCCUCUGAUCUUGAGCAAGAUCACCUCGUCGUUCCACGUUAACACUAUAGGCGGGAGCAUGAGGGUCAAUCUGGGACUCAACCUCAAGUUCGAAGGCAAGAAGCAGAAGGUGCUUGGCUACUCGCGGAAGUCGAGUGCGGGGUGGGAAUUCAGUCCUGCUGCUGUCUCGCUACUGGUAGACUACAUGACGCGGUUCCCCGACUUUUUUGCUGCCAUCUUGCGGAACCCGUCGGGAAACGAGUUCAGCGAAACGCAGCUAUGGCCAGGUGAUGCCGACGCUGCCAGCGCCAAGACCAAAGAGAUCGGUGCGUGGCUGAAGACGGUGGAGACGAGCAAGUUUGAGCGCGUGCCCCUCGAUGCCGAACAGCUCGACUCAACGGUGGUCAUGGAACUUCAGAGGUCAGCUGAUGCGCUAAGAGAAAGCGGUUCGAAGUCAACCCACAAGAAACUGAAGGGGGUCCCUCGGUCGGCCUUGUUGCAUCCCAAUGAUGCGGAGCAGCGACUCGGCAACCAGGCCUUCAGCCUUGGGGACAGGGUCGUCUAUGUGCAAGCGUCUGGCAAGGUUCCUAUUGCCUCGAAGGGCACGGUGGUGGGUAUCAGUACGGUUGGGAACCACCGCAUGCUGGAUAUCCUCUGCGACCAUGCAUUCAUGAAUGGCACGACGCUGGGCGGGCGCUGCGAUGCGUUCCGUGGCCAGACGGUGGCGGCCAACUCGGUGCUCAACGUCACGAACAAGCAGGUGAUGACGGGGUCCAAGUCCAGCGUUGAGAAGCGCUCGGCUCAGACGACGACGCUGCCGUCGCAUGGAUACGGUGUGCCGGGCGGGCCUCAGCUGCGAGACGCUCCGGCUCCUGGGCCCCUUCGUGGUGGGUGGCGAGGCGCUGUGAAUGGCGCCCAUCGCCACGCAGCCAACGGCAGAGGUGCACAGUCUGCGUACGGGGCCCACGAUGGUCCUCAGCUGCAGCAUAGCAGUCUGGUGUACCGUCCCAUGCCGAACGGACCCAUGCAGAACGGAUAUCAGAUGUCGGUCAACGGGCAGGGAGCUCCGGCGCUGUCCAACAGCGGCGCUGUUCAUAAUGGUGGUGGGGCUCCUCGAGGUGGUCGCGGUGGACGUAGCAGCCGUGGUGGUAGAGGUGGGCCGGCGGCUGCGGAUGUGGCUGCGAAUGUGCAGAUGCCGGUCAUGCCGAACCUCAGAGACUCGAGAGUGUUCGAGCCAGGUGCUUCUUCGCACCAGCCGUCGUACAAUUCCGUGCCCCCGCCUGCGGGCCUCGACGCACGUGGUGGCAGUCGAGGUCGUGGACAAGGUCGUGGUGGCAGAGGCCGCGGACGGGGUGUUCGAGGCGGUGCGGCAGAGUAG
Molecule: messenger RNA, 4311 nt
Organism: Anthostomella pinea
Lineage: Eukaryota; Fungi; Ascomycota; Sordariomycetes; Xylariales; Xylariaceae
Source: the annotation of a GenBank genome assembly